AUGGCUCAGCGAGAUGGACUGCUGGUGUUGCCGGGUCAAGUGGCUCAACUCUCCUGCACAAUCAAGCCCCAGCAUGCCACCAUUGGGGUCUUGGGUGUAUCUUGGUAUCAGCAGCGGCCAGGCAGCGCCCCCCACCUUCUCUACUACCACUCAGAAGAGAGCCACUAUCGGCCGGAUGACAUUCCUGACCGAUUCUCAGCUACCACAGAUGUGGCCCACAAUGCCUGUGUGCUGACCAUCAGUCCUGUGCAGCCUGAGGAUGAUGCAGAUUACUAUUGCUCUGUCGCGUAUAGCUUUGAUCCCUAAGGCUGGGGUAUGGGAUGAAUGUCUCCUCUCUGCCUACUUUUGCCUUUGACCUUGGGCCCUUUCUCUAAGCUUUGCGUUCCUUCCUCUGUAAAAUGAGUUAAUAACAUUCAACAUGUA
Molecule: messenger RNA, 423 nt
Organism: Nannospalax galili (Upper Galilee mountains blind mole rat)
Lineage: Eukaryota; Metazoa; Chordata; Mammalia; Rodentia; Spalacidae
Gene: Vpreb3
Product: V-set pre-B cell surrogate light chain 3
Exons: 1
Coding region: 1-306 (101 amino acids)
Biological process (GO): immune response; immunoglobulin production
Source: RefSeq, a predicted model, not a curated record